Otolemur garnettii (small-eared galago) is the source of this 3661-nucleotide messenger RNA. RefSeq names its product Sad1 and UNC84 domain containing 2 (gene SUN2). Gene Ontology annotation, molecular function: protein-membrane adaptor activity. The record is from RefSeq and is a predicted model, not a curated record. NCBI's taxonomy places the organism in Eukaryota, Metazoa, Chordata, Mammalia, Primates, Galagidae. The coding region runs from base 154 to 2328 and encodes 724 amino acids. Gene Ontology annotation, cellular component: nuclear envelope; meiotic nuclear membrane microtubule tethering complex. Gene Ontology annotation, biological process: nuclear envelope organization. The transcript is spliced from 18 exons.
CCCGGCCACCGCCUCGGCCCUGUGCUCAGCGCCACCCGCUGGACCCCGACGCGGGAAAGGGGCGCGCCCGGGCGGCGCGGCGGGCCUCGGACGCCCCCGGGCCGGCACGGAGAAGCAGCGGUAGCAGGGAAAGGGUCCAUAUCCCACCUCAUCAUGUCCCGAAGAAGCCAGCGGCUCACACGCUACUCCCAGGGUGACGAUGAUGGCAACAGUAGCAGUGGAGGGAGCUCAGUCACCGGGAGCCAUAACAGCCUGUUUAAAGACAGUCCUCUCAGGACCUUGAAGAGGAAAUCCAGCAACAUGAAGCGCCUGUCCCCAGCACCACAGCUGGGCCCCUCCUCCGAUGCCCACACCUCCUACUACAGCGAGUCCAUGGUCCAGGAGUCCUGCAUAGGCAAUCCCCGGGCAGCAUUGCUGGCCCGGAACGCCCUCCUCCAUGACUUGCAUAGUGACUCCUACUGGAGUGAGGACCUGCGGGUGAGAAGGAGGAGAGGCACAGGCGGCACUGAGAGCAGCAAGGUCAACGGGCUCACUGAGGGCAAGGUCUCUGAGGACUUCCUUGGCUCUUCCUCAGGCUACUCCUCUGAGGAUGACUUCAUGGGCUACUCAGAUACAGACCAACAGAACCCAGGUUCACGGUUAAGGAGUGCUGUCUCUCGGUUGGGCUCCUUCUUCUGGAUGGUGGUCACUUUUCCAGGCCGGCUCUUUGGACUUCUCUACUGGUGGAUUGGCACCACUUGGUACCGCCUGACAACAGCUGCCUCCCUUCUUGACGUCUUUGUUUUAACCAGGCGUUUCUCAUCCCUGAAGACAUUCCUCUGGUUCCUGCUGUUGCUGCUGUUUCUGACCUGCCUGACAUAUGGUGCUUGGUAUUUCUACCCCUAUGGACUGCAGACAUUCCACCCUGCUGUGGUUUCCUGGUGGGCCGCAAAGGACAGCAGAACGCAGCAGGAGGGAUGGGACUCCAGAGACUCACCACAUUUCCAGGCUGAGCAGCGUGUUCUGUCCCGGGUGCACUCUCUGGAGCGGCGUCUGGAAGCUCUUGCUGCUGAAUUUUCCUCCAACUGGCAGAAGGAGGCCCUGCGCCUCGAACGCCUGGAGCUGCGGCAGGGGGCCGCUGGCCAGGGAGGUGGUGGUGACCUGAGCCAUGAAGACACCCUGGCACUGCUGGAGGGGCUAGUGAGCCGCCGCGAGGCUGCCCUGAAGGAUGACCUGCGCAGGGACACCACUGCCCGCAUCCAGGAAGAACUGGCCGCCCUGAGAGCAGAGCACCAGCAAGACUCAGAAGACCUCUUCAAGAAGAUCGUCCAAGCCUCCCAGGAGUCCGAGGCUCGUAUCCAUCAGCUGAAGUCAGAGUGGCAAAGGAUGACCCAAGAGUCCUUCCAGGAGCACUUUGUGAAGGAGCUGGGGCGGCUGGAGGACCAGCUGGCGGGCUUGCGGCAGGAGCUGGCAGCCCUGACCCUGAAGCAGAGCUCAGUGGCAGAUGAAGUGGGCCUGCUACCUCAGCAGAUCCAGGCUGUACGGGAUGAUGUGGAAUCUCAGUUCCCUGCCUGGAUCAAUCAGUUCCUUCUGCGAGGUGGAGGAACCCGCACUGGAUUCCUUCAGAAAGAGGAGAUGCAAGCUCAGCUGCAAGAGCUAGAAAACAGGAUCCUCGCCCACAUGGCAGAGAUGCAGGGCAAGUCAGCCACGGAGGCUGCAGCCUCACUGGGACUGACGCUGCAGAAAGAAGGUGUGAUCGGGGUGACAGAGGAGCAGGUGCACCGCAUCGUGAAGCAGGCCCUACAGCGCUAUAGUGAGGACCGCAUUGGCAUGGUGGACUAUGCCCUGGAAUCAGGAGGAGCCAGUGUUAUCAGCACCCGAUGCUCCGAGACCUACGAGACCAAGACAGCACUCCUCAGCCUGUUUGGCAUCCCGCUGUGGUACCACUCCCAGUCACCCCGGGUCAUCCUCCAGCCAGAUGUGCACCCAGGCAACUGCUGGGCCUUCCAAGGGCCCCAGGGCUUUGCAGUGGUGCGCCUUUCUGCCCGUAUCCGCCUCACAGCUGUCACCUUAGAGCACGUCCCCAAGGCCUUGUCACCCAACAGUACCAUCUCCAGUGCCCCUAAGGACUUUGCCAUCUUUGGGUUUGAUGAAGAUCUGCAGCAGGAGGGGACACUUCUUGGCAAGUUCACCUAUGAUCAGGAUGGCGAGCCCAUUCAGACAUUUUACUUUCAGCCCCCUAAGAUGGCCACAUACCAGGUGGUGGAACUGAGGAUCCUGACUAACUGGGGCCACCCUGAGUACACCUGCAUCUACCGCUUCAGGGUGCACGGGGAACCCGCCCACUAGCCCUGCUUUCUCCUGCCAGCUGCAGCGCCUAGAGUGGGUCAACACCCACCACUUCCUCCACACGCUUCAUCAGCGCCCUGACUUCUGGGAAUAAGAGCCAGGAGCUCCAGCUACAUGGAGAGACAGCACCAGCAGCUCCUCUCACUCUUCCUGCCCCUCAGGCACUGGCGCAGUUACAUAUAUAGCAUGUGGGGCACAGGGAGGGUGAGAGGUGAGCCUGAAGGCCGUUGCCUACAGUGGGGAGGCAUGUGAAGGAAGCAGGCGCCAAGGCUGUGGGCAACAUGAGCUGCCCCCUCCCCUGGCAGUGAACUGAGGUCCUGGGAGGAAGGCACUCAGCACAGAGGAAGCACCUGGUGUCACGCUUCUGGGCUUUUCCAAAAGACUAAUGCCAUCAACCUAGGGACACAUGAACCACAGGGUCCCUGAGGAGCUUCCAUAGAAACCUGUAUCUGUCCCAGGUAUUAAGGGGGAUGGGGGGCCUGGCUGCCUGUGUGGCUCUUGGGGCCAGGGCCAGCCCUGCUCCGCAGUAGGAGGAGUUGCUUUUUUCUCUGCUGAUGUUGGAGCUAAAGCCCAUUCUGCUCUCCACUCCUGCUAAGGACUGCUGUGCCUCAGAGCACACUUUCCACAUUCUGUGGAAAGUGUGUAGAGAGCCCCAGGUAUCCCACUUACAUCUGGGAUUAGCUGGUGGGGUAGCAGGGGACUCUCUGGGCUCUCGUGGUGGUCCAGUGGCAAUGCUGAUGGUGUCGUCCAGGGUAUUGGGAGGGCUGUCUGCACUUGUGCACCCCCAUCCAGUCAGGCCCUGAUGUCAGGGCCCUACCCUCAGAGGCUCUUCCAGCUCUUGCUCAGAUUGUCUCCUUUCUGGCUUGUUCUCUAUGGGGACAGUUAGUUGGGGCUGGAGGAAGAGGCUGGUAGAAGUUGCCCUGAGUAGGAGGAUGAGGAGGCCCUGCUGUAUUAUGUAUAUAUUUUUCAAGGUCUGUUUUUUUAACUGAAAAGCUAAGGGCUUGAUUCCUAGCCCCGUUCUGUGGGGCACUGGGUGACACUCAGUUCCUUUGUUUCUGGCCCCAGAGGGCUUGGGCCUGCACGGAACAGGCAGGAGGGCUGUGUGGACACAUGCCCUUUGUUAUAGGGCUGGGCCCCGAAGUGGCUCUAGAGCAGGUGGUGGCUAUGUAGCAGCUGUCCCCAUCCCUCCAGUGCUGGCCCUUACCCCAUCCCACAACAGCCAGGUGGUUUUUUGCGCUCUCCUGUCACAAAUGCUGCACUACUGGUUUUUAAGUUUUUUAUCUCCAGAUUCUAAUUUAUGCCUAUGCAAAAAAUAAACAAUGCCCAGGAUCAA